Acipenser ruthenus (sterlet) is the source of this 918-nucleotide messenger RNA. Its product is annotated as homeobox protein Hox-C8-like. Gene Ontology annotation, cellular component: nucleus. Gene Ontology annotation, molecular function: RNA polymerase II cis-regulatory region sequence-specific DNA binding; DNA-binding transcription factor activity, RNA polymerase II-specific. Bases 1 to 918 code for a protein of 305 amino acids. The record is from RefSeq and is a predicted model, not a curated record. The transcript has 4 exons. Gene Ontology annotation, biological process: regulation of transcription by RNA polymerase II. NCBI's taxonomy places the organism in Eukaryota, Metazoa, Chordata, Actinopteri, Acipenseriformes, Acipenseridae.
AUGACAUUUAAAGAAUUCGCCAAUCACGUAGAUAAGGUAUCUGCAACGAUUAACCACUGUAGCAGCUCACAUGUCAAGAAGAACCGAUUGAAAAAGAAGAGGAAACUUGAAAGAAGUUAUACUCUUAACUACAACAUCGUAUGGAUGGAUCCCAGGUCUCCACAAUACAAACUCCUAGAGCCAUCUAGCGGUAGAGGUGGAAUACUGCAAGAUGGGACGAGGCCCAUUGAAAAAAUGUGUUCUGGAAGCACGGGCUUUCGUUCCUCUGUGACUCCUCCUUUAAAUCCCACAACAGGCUGGAAUUCUUUUGGUUUUUACCAUGAAUCCCGUGGAAGUGCAGAAAGAGAACGAACUGGAGUUUUACCUGAGGCGUCCGGAUACUCUACAAACCAAUUCCAAACGGCAGACAAUCAUAUAUCUUCAUUCUCUAGUCACUGUCAGAACACCUAUGAUCGAAGCGAAUACUCAACAUGCUCUCCAAUAUAUCAUCACUGGCCUUUAGACUACCCUUGGGGGUCACCUGCGUACCCAGGCCAGGUAGAGCCGCUUUACACAGAACAAAAAUUAAGCCUUGCCAAGCCUCACUUUGGUAAUUCACAUUGCUAUGGAGUAUCUUCUGGGUCACUUCAAGGAGGAAUGCACACAGUCCCAAGAGCUUUAGCAUUAGGGUUCCCAUAUUUGUGUCCAAAGACAUCCACGAGACAGAGAAAAAAGAGAAUUCCAUACAGCAACCAUCAAAAAGCUGAGCUGGAAAAAGCUUUUGAAAAAAAUCGUUUCCUCACCCCCGAAAUUAGAUUAAACAUUUCAUCAAAACUUGCUCUGACAGAAAGACAGGUCAAAAUAUGGUUUCAAAACCAAAGGCAGAAGGAAAAGAAACUUCUUCGCGUGCAGCAACACAUGAAUCCAAACUCGCCGUGA